This is a messenger RNA of Gekko japonicus, 1070 nucleotides long. RefSeq names its product ectonucleotide pyrophosphatase/phosphodiesterase family member 7-like. NCBI's taxonomy places the organism in Eukaryota, Metazoa, Chordata, Lepidosauria, Squamata, Gekkonidae. The annotation marks the transcript as partial. The transcript is spliced from 3 exons. The record is from RefSeq and is a predicted model, not a curated record.
GUCGUUGGAUCGAAGAUCACGGGGUGAUCCAUAACAUGAUGUUCAACACCGAGACGCUCAGGAAGUACAGCCACAAGGCGACGCAGAACAAGACGGAGUGGUGGGACAACGGGGUCUUUCCACUGUGGAUCACAGCUCAAAAUCAGGGGAAAAAAACCGCCUCGUUUCAUUAUCCAGGAGGAGGAGCCAAUUACAGCGGUCAGGCAGUUCAGAGAAGCCUGGUUGAAGCCUUCGGCCACCCUGACAGCAAUGAGACGGAAUGGCGAGAGAAUAUCGAUAUCGUCAUGAACUGGUUCACCCGGGAAGAUUUCGAUUUUGUCACCCUGUAUUACGGGGAGCCCGAUAAAGUGGGUCACAAUGUUGGCCCUGAAACGGAAAACCGGAAAACGAUCAUCCGACAGAUAGACCGAACUGUCGGCUACCUGAGGGAAGCCAUUGAGAAACAUGGCUUGCAGGAUAGCCUUAAUGUCAUAAUUACAUCCGAUCACGGUAUGACAACCAUCAAGAAGAAACCAGACGUCGAGGAGAUCAUGUUGGCCAACUACAUUAAAUUCAAGGACUUGGUGAAGUUUGACAUCCUAGACUAUGGUGGGUUCGGGAUGAUUCUGCCAAAACCGGGGAAAGAAGAAGAAAUCUAUCAGGCUCUGAAAAAUGCCCACCCUCACCUCAAUGUCUACAGGAAGGAAGAGUUUCCGGAAAGCUUCCAUUUUGCAAAACAUGAACGGGUUUUGCCGAUCUUGCUUUAUGGAGACUCUGGUUACAGUGUCAAUGGGAGGUUUAUCUUAUACAUCAACAAAGGUGAUCACGGAUUUGACAAUCAGCACCCGGACAUGCGGACCAUAUUCAGGGCUUUUGGCCCAGACUUCAAAAAGGGCUAUUUGGCGGAUCCCUUUGACAGCAUCCACAUUUACCCGCUGAUGUGUCACCUUCUAGGAGUCCAGCCGGAACCUAACAAUGGCUCCCUAGCGUUCACUCGGCACAUGCUCAGAUCUGCAGCAGCAAAGACGCUCCUCCUUCUACCCCUCCUUGUAGGUGCAGCAAUACUGGUCCAGCUUCUAGCAUCCAUCUGA